GAGGAGACAGAGGAGGACAGAGGAGGAGACAGGAGACAGAGGAGGAGACAGAGGAGGACAGAGGAGGACAGAGGAGACACAGGAGCUGUGACGUUGUCUUUUUUAUUUUUAGCUCCAGAUCCUCGGUUCGUCCAACUCUUCAUGACUGUGAUUAACUCACCACUGAGUCCCACAAAGAAAGAAAGAAGGAAAGAAAGAAAAGAAAGAGAGAAAGAAGGAAAGAAAAUAAAGAAAGAAAGAAGGAAAGAAAGAAAAUAAAGAGAGAAAGAAGGAAAGAAAAGAAAGAGAGAAAGAAGGAAAGAAAGAAAAUAAAGAGAGAAAGGAAGAAAGAGGUCGAGUUGUUUGGAGGAAGCUGAGGCAGGAAAUACCUGAAGAAGAAGAUAGAAUAAACUUCAGAUUAAAGUUGUUAUUGUCAGACUGAGCGUCUCUGUUCAGUAAAUAGUUGUUCUACUAGAAAUGAGUCACAUCCACAGACUGAAUCCUAGAAUCUGAUCUAUGAGACUGAAGAGAAAUAAAUAGCAGAUCUACUUUAAAACCAUUGUUGCUCUUCAUCCAUGUGGAAUUAACCAGGUAAAAUGAUUCCUGCUCCAGGAGAAUAUCUCUCCUCCUCUUCUUCCCACCAUGUUCUCCUCUCUAAGCCUCUUAAAAUGUCCUGGUCUCUGGUCCGGUCCGGUUGAUCUGGACCUCCAGGCGUCCCUCCAGGGGCCCCCACCCUCAGGUUGACCAGCAGCUUCUCAGUGGGUUCAGGAAUCUGUCGUCGUCCAGUGAAAUGUUUGUGGAGGAGUUUGAUGGCGUCGUGUGAAGGAGAGAAGCUGUAUAACUCUCAUGGUCCAGAGCUCAGAAGGUCUCUCUUCUCCCUCAAACAACUGUUCCAGGACGACAAAGACCUGGUCCCAGAGUUCGUGGCAUCUGAAGGUUUGACGUGUUUCAUCAAAGUUGGAGCUGAGGCCGACCACAACUACCAGAACUACAUCCUGAGGGCUCUCAGUCAGAUCAUGCUCUUCGUGGACGGUAUGAACGGGGUGAUAAACCACAAUGAGACGGUGCAGUGGCUCUACACACUGACAGGAAGUCUGUCUCGUCUGGUGGUGAAGACGUCUCUGAAGCUGCUCAUUGUCUUCGUUGAGUACUCAGAGUCCAACAGUCCUCUGCUCAUCAGUGCUGUCAACACGGUGGACGGAAAGAGAGGUGUGAAACCGUGGAGUUACCUGGUGGAAGUUCUGUUGGAAAGAAAUGGAUCAGACACAGAACUGCUUAUGUUCACCAUGACACUCAUCAACAAGACUCUGUCCGUCCUCCCAGACCAGGACUCCUUCUACGAUGUGACUGAUUGUCUGGAGCAGUUGGGGAUGGAGACGAUCGUCCACAAACACUUGAACAACAAAACAACAGAACCAGACCUGAAAGCUCAGUUCAUGGCCUACGAGGCGGCUCUGAGACAUGAAGACGGAGACAUGGACGACUCGUCCCCCCACCUCCGUAAAGACAGAAGGAAGAUGGCUGCCAGCGAGCAGGAGGGACGGAGGAGCCGCCGUUCGUCCAGUCAGAACCUCCCAGACCUCCUGUCCUCCUCCUCCUCCUCCUCUCCCACCCCCCCAGCUCUCUUCUCCCCCUCCACCACCAGCAACAACCCCCUCUCCCCCACCGUCUCCUCCCCCAGCACCACGGGGGGGCUCGGCAGCAGGGCCUCGUCUCCUCUGGUUUCAGAAGCCAGUAGCUCCGCCUCCAGCCCGGCUGGGUCCCAGAGAGGGUCUCCACUGCCCCCCCCCUCGGACCCCAAUGGAGACGUGACCUCGGAGCAGGAAGAGAAGACUCCACAGAGCCCCAGGAGUCGCUCUUUCCUCAGUCAUCACAUGUCGGCUCUGGGUCUGAGCAGGAAGUCCAGACUCUUCUCCAAAGCCAGCUCCAUCUCUGAGGAGCCUCCAUCCGCCGGCAGCUCGUCCUCAGAUGUCUCUCUCCAGCAGAACUCGUCGUCUCCGUCCAGCAACAAGAUGGAAAGUAAGACGGGCUUCAGCUCUGGGGAGGAAGACCAGGUCUUCUGUUCAGGGGACUCUGAUGUAAAUCAGGACAAACCGGUCCUGAGGAAGUUUAGAGGGAACUUCCUGCGCAGCCUGGAAGCUACACAAGCUGGAAAGAAGAGAAGAAGUAAAAACCUCACUCAGGCCAAGUUUUCCUCCUUUGAUGAUGUCACGACUACGAGCCCACAGCCGACACCCGAGGAUGAAGAGACGUCACAUCAUGGUUCAACGUCCAGCAGUCUGGACACUGAGAAACACUCCAACUCCCAGAAUGCACCAGCAGCGCCCGUCCAGCAUCAGUGCAGCACGUUGUCCAACGACACCAAGUUCCUGUUGGACAUGUUGUACUCGAAGACGCCCAACACCACAGAAGAAGAAGAAGGAAGCCUCCUGCCCGGUGAGGAUCCAGGUCCUGGUUCUGGUCGGGUGUUGGAGCGUCUGUCGAGUAUCAGAGCGCGCUCAGUGGAGCCCACCGCCCCCAGUGAGAGCAGCACCUCCCGCAGGGCGGAGCUGGAGGUUCUGGAAGGUUCUGCCCAGGCAGCACGGGCCCGACUGGCCCAGGAGCAGCAGCAGCGUCUCCUGAAGCAGCAGACCAGUAUCGACGUGGAGACCCACGCCCGCCGCCUGGAGACCACCCAGAUGACCCCCCUGGGUCCUGGGGCCUCCGGAGGCCCUGAUGCCUGGGACCAGCUCCAGCCUCGCGCCUCCGCCCUGCGCAUCAAGGACCUGGACUUCUCCGACCUGCUGGACGAGGAGGACAUUGACGUGUUGGACAUGGACACCUCCGACUCCAGCUCCUCGUUCUCCCGCCUCUCUGGCCUCCCUCCGCCUCCCCCUCCUCCCCCAGGAAUGGCUGGAAUUCCUCCUCCACCUCCCCCACCUCCUCCACCUGGAGGUAUGGCUCAGGCCCCGCCUCCCCCACCUCCUCCACCUGGUAUGGCCCCGCCCCCUCCCCCAGGUGCUCCUCCUCCCCCUCCUCCUGGCUCCUUGUUCUCCAAACAGAAGAAGAAGACAGUGAAGUUGUUCUGGAAGGAGCUGAAGCAGGCGGACGGACCCAAGAAGUGUCGCUUCGGUCGGGGGACGGUGUGGGCGUCUCUGGACAAGGUGGCCGUGGACACCGCCCGCCUCGAGCACCUGUUUGAGUCCAAAGCCAAGGAGAUGGCUGUCGCCAAGAAAGGACCUGAGACCAAGAAGACUGCGAUCCUGGUCCUGGACCCAAAGAGGAGCAACGCCAUCAACAUCGGGAUGACUGUUCUACCGGCGGUCCACGUCAUCAAGACCGCCAUCCUCAACUUCGACGAGUACGCCAUCAGCAAGGAGGGCAUCGAGAAGAUCCUGACCAUGACUCCCACCGAGGAGGAGAAGCAGAAGAUCCAGGAGGCUCAGCUGGCCAAUCCUGACGUCCCCCUGGGGACAGCGGAGCAGUUCCUGUUCAGCCUGGCCUCCAUCAACGCCCUGACGCCCCGUCUCCAGCUCUGGGCCUUCAAACUCAACUACGAGGCUCUGGAGAAGGAGAUUGCAGAGCCUCUGUUUGACCUGAAGCUGGGUAUGGAGCAGCUGGCGUCCAAUCAGACGUUCAGGAGGAUCCUGGCCACGCUGCUCGCCAUCGGAAACUUCCUCAACAGCUCCAACGCUAAGGGCUUUGAGCUGAGUUACCUGGAGAAGGUGGUGGAGGUGAAGGACACCGUCCACCGUCAGUCUCUCCUUCAUCACACCUGUAGCCUGGUGGUGGAGAACGACCCAGACUCCUCCGACGUCUACUCUGAGAUCCCAGCCAUCACCCGCUCAGCCAAGGUGGACUUUGAGCUCCUCUCAGAGAACCUGAUGCAGCUGGAGAGACGCUGCAAAGCAUCAUGGGAUAACCUGAAGGUUGUGGCUAAGCAUGAAACCAAAGCGGUGCUGAAGAACAAGAUGGCCGACUUCCUGAAGGACUGCACUCAGAGGAUCAUCAUCCUGAAGGUGGUCCACCGCAGGGUCAUCAACAGGUUCCACUCCUUCCUGCUGUUCCUGGGCCAACCUUCUUCCUCAGUCAGAGACAUCAAGGUGACCAGCUUCUGCCGGAUCAUCAGUGAGUUUUCUCUGGAGUAUCGAACGACCAGAGAACGUGUCGUCACACUCAAGCGCAAACGAGCCGCCCACCGAGAACGGACCAAGACCAGAGGGAAGAUGAUCACCGAGACGGAGAAGUUUUCAGGGGCGGUGCCUCAUCAGGAGAACCCCGUCCCCGUCUCCAUGGCAGCGGAGAUGGAGGCGGAGCCAGACCAGGAGGAGGAGCAUGAGAACAUGAAGAACCUGCUGAUCAGCGACAGCCGCCUGAGUCUGGAUACGCGAGGCCUGAGACGGUCCAGAGGCAUACGAAGUACCGGCAGGUUGAGUCUGGCCCAGACGUCUGCAGCCAAAGAUGACGGGAUCAGUUCCCAGGACGACGCCACAGAUGAGAUCAUGGACCGCCUGGUCAAGUCCGUUACCCAGAAUCCCUCAGACAGACCAGAGAGCCCUAAGACCCGCAAACGGUCCCGACUGAACAGGAAGUCCCUGCGGAGGACUCUGAAGAGCGGCCUCAGUCUGGACGUGGUUCAAGCUCUGGGCCUCAACAGCAAGACGGGACAACAGCUGUGAUUUCAGAUCUUCAUCAGUCAGGAGGAGCAGGAGGAGCAGGAGGAGCAGGAGGAGCAGGAGGAGGAGGAGGAGCAGGAGGAGGAGCAGGAGGAGGAGGAGCAGGAGGAGGAGGAGAUGAACUGAAAGCGAAUCAACAGGAAAUUAAAUGUUUCCACACAGUUCAGAGUUAAAAGAACCACAUGAGGUGUUUGUUGUUUCCACACAGCAGGCUAACUGCCCUAAUGCUAAGCUAAGCUAAGUGAGGCUAGGCUAACAUGUUCACUGAGAGGUGAAGGUUUUAAACCCUGGAGGAACCGACGUUUUUUAACUUUAACAUCAACUCCAACGUUUUCUAGAGAUAAAGAUGAAUGUGUUUAAUAAUUAAUAAAGAUUUUUAAUAAGGAUAAUUUUCACUGA
This is a messenger RNA of Mugil cephalus (flathead mullet), 5033 nucleotides long. RefSeq names its product formin homology 2 domain containing 1 (gene fhod1). The record is from RefSeq and is a predicted model, not a curated record. NCBI's taxonomy places the organism in Eukaryota, Metazoa, Chordata, Actinopteri, Mugiliformes, Mugilidae. Gene Ontology annotation, molecular function: actin filament binding. Gene Ontology annotation, cellular component: cytoskeleton; cytoplasm. Gene Ontology annotation, biological process: cortical actin cytoskeleton organization; actin filament network formation. The transcript has 26 exons. The coding region runs from base 789 to 4637 and encodes 1282 amino acids.